Molecule: messenger RNA, 4021 nt
Organism: Leucoraja erinaceus (little skate)
Lineage: Eukaryota; Metazoa; Chordata; Chondrichthyes; Rajiformes; Rajidae
Gene: diaph2
Product: diaphanous-related formin 2
Exons: 24
Coding region: 113-2872 (919 amino acids)
Biological process (GO): actin cytoskeleton organization; actin filament polymerization
Cellular component (GO): cytoplasm; actin filament
Molecular function (GO): small GTPase binding; microtubule binding; actin binding
Source: RefSeq, a predicted model, not a curated record
GUUCCACUCAGAGGGAAAGAUCUGACAACGAAGAGAGAAAUGGUUGUUCAGUAUAUAUCUGCAACUGCAAAAUCGCUGGGUUAAUAAUUUUGGCCAUGAAGGACUCGGUCUCAUGCUCGAUGCUUUGGAGAAGCUAUUGGAUAAAAAACAACAAGAAAUGAUUGAUAAAAAAAAUCAACAUAAACUCAUUCAGUGUCUGAAAGCAUUUAUGAAUAACAAGUUUGGGCUGCAGAGGAUACUGGGUGAUGAAAGAAGCUUGUUGUUAUUGGCAAGAGCAAUUGAUCCAAAGCAAACAAACAUGAUGAUCGAAAUUGUCAAAAUUCUCUCUGCAGUUUGCAUCGUUGGAGAAGAAAAUAUCCUUGAUAAAAUCUUGGAAGCUAUAACCACAGCCGCAGAACAGAAUAACAGAGAACGAUUUGCACCGAUUGUUGAAGGACUGGACAAUCAUGAAGCACUUCAAUUGCAGGUCGCCUGUAUGCAGUUAAUUAAUGCCCUCGUCACAUCUCCAGAUGACCUGGAUUUCAGGAUACACUUGAGAAAUGAAUUUUUGCGUUGUGGACUGAAAAAGAUACUACCUAUAUUGAAAGAGAAAGAAAAUGACGAACUAGAUAUUCAACUAAAAGUGUUUGAUGAAAACAAAGAAGAGGACUUCAUUGAAGUAUCACAUCGACUGGAAGACAUCCGAUCUGAGAUGGACGACAUGAAUGAAGUCUAUCAUCUAUUAUCCAAUAUGGUGAAGGACACUUCUGCAGAAACAUUUUUUCUAUCAAUCCUACAACAUCUGCUGCUCAUCAGGAAUGAUUAUUAUAUCAGACCCCAGUAUUACAAGAUAAUUGAAGAAUGCAUUUCACAGAUAGUAUUACACCGAAAUGGAACAGAUCCUGACUUUGAAUAUCGUAAACGAUUAGAUGUGGAUUUUAGUCAUCUUGUAGAUCAAUGUGUUGACAAAGAAAAAGUGGAAGAAAGUGAACAGAGAGCAUUGGAAUUUUCCAAAAAGUUUGAUGAAGAAUUUUCAGCUCGACAAGAAGCUCAGACUGAAAGUCAAAAGAAAGAUGAAAGGAUAAAAGAACUUGAAACACAAGUCCUUCAGCUGGAAGCUACGCAACAAGCAGCAUCAGCGGUAUCGUCUGCGCCCACACCUCCACCACCCCCUCCUCCACCCCUCCCAGGAGGGGUUGCUGUUCCUCCCCCUCCUCCCCCUCCACCACUCCCUGGAGGGAUUCCUCCUCCUCCACCUCCACCCCUCCCUCCAGGCAGUGGACCACCACCACCACCACCACUUCCAGGUGGCCCAGGAAUACCACCUCCUCCACCAUUCGGAGGCCCACCAGCUCCACCACCUUUGUUUGGUGCACCUAUCCGCUCAGAAGUCCCUGCGCCAUUGCCAUAUGGAUUACAGCCUAAAAAGCAGUACAAACCAGAAACUGCAAUGAGAAGAGCCAACUGGUCAAAGAUUGGACCCCAGCAAAUGACAGAGACAUGUUUUUGGGUUAAAGCAAAAGAAGACAAAUUUGAAACUCCUGAUCUUUUCUCUAAACUAAUGCUCAGUUUUGCCAAACAAGCAAAAGCAAAGAAGGAUGAAAAUCAAGUUGAGGAGAAAAAAAUUGUGCCAGCUAAAAAAAAAGUGAAAGAGUUAAAGAUUUUGGACCCCAAAACAGCACAAAAUUUAUCAAUCUUCCUGGGUUCAUAUCGUAUACCUUAUGAAGAAAUCAAGUAUAUCAUUUUAGAAGUGGAUGAAGAGAAACUCAGUGAGUCCAUGAUUCAGAACUUGGUGAGGUUUUUACCAGAGCAGAAAGAACUCAACACAUUAUCCCAGUUUAGGGAUGAAUAUGAUGACCUUUGUGAAUCAGAACAGUUUGGAGUAGUGAUGAGCACUGUAAAGUUAUUACGGCCACGAUUGAAUAAUAUUCUCUUCAAACUUCAAUUUGAGGAGUAUUUGAACAACAUCAAGCCUGACAUAAUGAAUGUAACAUUUGCAUGUGAGGAGUUAAAGAAAAGCGACAACUUCAGUAAAAUUUUGGAAUUGGUCCUGCUUGUGGGAAACUAUAUGAAUGCUGGGUCCAGAAAUGCACAAACAUUUGGAUUCAACAUCAGCUAUCUCUGCAAGCUUAAAGACACCAAGUCAGUCGACCAGAAGGUAACACUGAUGCACUUUUUAGCAGAGAUUUCUGAAGAGAAAUAUCCAGACAUCUUGAAAUUCACAGAUGAAAUAAGCCACAUAGAAAGUGCAAGUAAAGUUUCAGAUCAAAACCUCAAGAGCAGUUUGGAUGCUAUGGAGCGGCAAAUUAAGCGUCUUGAAAAUGAUAUCAAGCAAUUUUCUGAAACAGAUGAUGAGCAUGAUAAGUUUGUGGAAAAAAUGUCCAGUUUCGCCAAGCACGCAAGAGAGCAGUAUGAGAAACUUUCAAACAUGCAUGGAAAUAUGAUGAAGUUAUACAAAGGACUGGGAGAAUACUUUGUCUUUGAUUCCAACGCUGUCUGCUUAGAUGAAUUCUUCUCUGAUCUGAAAAGCUUCAGGUCCAUGUUCCUGGAAGCAUUGAAGGAAAACAUUAAGAAGAGGGAAACAGAAGAAAAGAUCAAGAGAGCAAAGUUGGCUAAGGAGAAAGCAGAGAGAGAGAAGUUGGAAAGACAGCAGAAGAAGAAACAACUAAUUGAUAUGAAUAAAGAGGGCAAUGAAACAGGAGUAAUGGAUAGCCUGCUGGAGGCCUUGCAGUCAGGUGCUGCUUUCAGGGAUCGCAGGAAGCGCACACCCAGAAAUCUCGGUGAACAUGGUCCAGCUAGCCCAACAUCCCGAUGGCCCGUUGACAAGGAAAAUAGGCGUGUUGCUUUGGAGAGAUCACGUUCCCGUCACAAUGGAAAUAUGACAUUUGCAUAAUCCCAGUGUGCCAAAGAACUGGAUUUGGAAGAUUAUUUUCCAUGGAAAGUGCUUGGAUGUCAGAGUGGUUUGUAAUAAUACUGCAGACGAUAAACUGUAAGGGCCCGAAAAGGAAUUAUGAAAAUGCUGCGUGAGACAUUGCAGAAUAAUCUCUGCAAGCCCUUAAUAAACUCUUAACUUUUGUAUUCCUACUAACUGACCUGUGAUUGGAAGAAGAUAAACUUCAUCCACAAUGUUGCAAAAUUCAUUUUAUAUUUUGUACUACAAAUAAAAAAGAGAGAAAGAAAGUGAAGGUUUGGGGUUUUAAUCUGGCAAUUUAUUCUCCUGAAUCUCUUUUGUUUUCAGUUUUCAAUUUGAAGUAGAUGUUACAUAAGUAAACUUGAAAUAACUUUCCUUUGAGGCCAUAAAGCAACCAAAGUUGAUACACCCAAUUUAUCAACUGUGGUAAAAUUGUGCUUUUUUUCUCUCUUUUGGAUGGAAUAUUUUAGGUUUCACUUCUGUCCCAGAAGGAGUAUUUUUCUUGAGCAAAUAUAUUUUCUAAUUAUGCACUUGUAUGUACUUUAUACGCAUAUUUCCAGGAAAAACAAAUACAGCUUUCUUAUUUUGUCACUGCCUGUAACAAAGCAGUAAGACUGUAUUUCAUAAGUCACAUGCAAAAUAUGUCCAUUCUGUUUAAGUGUUUUAGCAUCAUGUAGUUAUUGCACAGCUAGCUUUCCUGCAGUGGGAGCUUGUUCAUAUCCACAUUGUGCAAUAACAAUACGAUAGUACUCAUGCUUGUUUUAUAGUCAUUAUGCUUUUGAAAAUUACUUCUUAAAAUGUAUUCUAUUUAAACCAUGUUUUAAAUAAGUAUUUUAAACAUAUCUCAGCAAUUAUUUACACAUCUCAACUGCAUAUUUAAAUGAUAAGAUUAAUGUAAUACUCAUUUCAAUUUAGCAAUCACCAGUUACCUUCACUGGAGUAUACAAAUACAGAUAAUAAUUUGUAAUUAUAUUACAAAUCCCAAUCCAUUGAAGUAUAAAUGGUUCCAAGUUAAAGCAGAGGUGUGUUGUAAAUGAAUUUGCAAAUACUUAACACAGAGUUACAUAUAAAAAUAGAGUGUAUAUCGGAACUGUGACUUUAAUGUUUAAAAUAAAAUCAAUGUUAUUGGAA